Molecule: messenger RNA, 511 nt
Organism: Vanrija pseudolonga
Lineage: Eukaryota; Fungi; Basidiomycota; Tremellomycetes; Trichosporonales; Trichosporonaceae
Gene: TRM112B
Product: Multifunctional methyltransferase subunit TRM112 B
Exons: 3
Coding region: 34-408 (124 amino acids)
Biological process (GO): peptidyl-glutamine methylation; rRNA (guanine-N7)-methylation; tRNA methylation
Molecular function (GO): protein heterodimerization activity
Source: RefSeq, a predicted model, not a curated record
GCCUUCCUUCACUCGAAGCCAUUCGCAGCCAACAUGGUGCGUCUUAUCACCCACAACAUGCUGGCGUGCCACGUCCGCAACUGCAACAAGGACAACUUUCCCCUGGCGUUCGCCGACGUCGAGCUCGUGGUCCGCGAGGCAGAGUUCAACCCCGACUUCCUGCGGCGUUUCCUGCCCAAGCUCGACUGGCCGGCGCUGGUCGACACGGCGCGCUCGCUCGGCGACGAGACGCUGCCAGACGACAUGCCUGCGUCGUGGAGCGACGAGCAGCUCAAGGCCCUGCACCAUGUCCUGCUCGAGCUGCACGUCGAGGAGGGCAGCAUGAACUGCCGUGGCUGCGGCCACGUCUACCUCGUCCAGAACGGCAUCCCCAACAUGCUGCUCGCCGAGCACGAGAUUGGCCGAUAGGGACACCCCAAACCAACACACCAACAAUUUCUAUAGUACAACCCACUCAUGUUGAUCAACCUACUGUAUACAUUAUUGAAUGUACAAUCCAUGCAUAGUGACC